This is a messenger RNA of Amphimedon queenslandica, 1267 nucleotides long. RefSeq names its product inactive hydroxysteroid dehydrogenase-like protein 1. The record is from RefSeq and is a predicted model, not a curated record. Lineage: Eukaryota; Metazoa; Porifera; Demospongiae; Haplosclerida; Niphatidae. The coding region runs from base 22 to 1185 and encodes 387 amino acids. The transcript has 10 exons.
UUGAUUGCCACGCCUAGUUUUAUGAGCCACGCCCACACAAAAAUGAGUGUAGAUUCUGUUCAGUUUCUUGUACAGAAUCUCUUCGAUCCUUGGACGGUGCGGCUAGUGGACUGGUUGUUCUAUGCUGGUGUUGCAGUCGGUGUCACUAAAAUAGCCCAAGGACUCUACUCCUUCAUACCAGGAGUUUAUACUUACUUCUAUCCUAAACUCAGACCACUCUCACUAACUGAUAAAUAUGGUAGAUGGGCUGUGAUUACAGGGGCUACCUCUUCAUUGGGGACUGCAUUUGCAAAGGAGCUUGCAGCUUGUGGUUUUGAUGUUGUGUUGAUCAGCCGCUCUUAUGAUAACCUACUGGACAUGGCAUCAGAGAUUCAGUCUCAGUAUUCAGUACAGGCUUAUGGUAUACAUGCUGACUUCUUCCUGGGGCAGUCAGUUUAUAAUGAAAUAGAGAAAGCAUUACUGACAGAUACACUAGACAUUGGAGUAUUAGUUAAUGUUAAUCCAAUAAAAUAUGAUCAUCCUCAAUAUUUCUCACAAGUACCAAACAAUCGGUUGUGGCAGCUGGUAAAUGUCAACAUAGCAUCAACAACAAUGAUGACUCAUAUGAUAUUACCUACAAUGCUGGAGAGAGGUAGAGGUGCUAUUAUCAACGUAUCCUCAGCUUUAGGUGAUGCUCCCCCUACUCCUCUAUUAGCCGCUGAAGCUGCUUCAAUGAGUUUUGUGACAAUGUUAGGACGAACCCUACAUGAUGAGUAUCAUCAUAAAGGAAUCACUGUACAGACACUGACACCACUUCCUCUAUCAAAGGAUAAUUCAUUUGUCAGUCCUUCACCAGAAGUGUAUGUAAGACACGCAUUAAGGACACUGGACUAUAGAUCAAACUGCUGUGGAUACUGGAUACAUGCCAUCAUAAAUUAUGUGUAUCAGUUGGUUCCUGCUAGGCUGUGGGUGUGGUUCAUGUCUCAGCGUAACCAAAAGAUGAGGGAGAGGCAGUUAACGGUUGGAGCGAGGGAGAGGGGCGGAGUCACCUUCAGUAAGAAUAGGAGUACUGUUAGUUUUGCUAUCACUACAACACCUGAUGAAGUGUAUACAGCUAGUGAGGCUGGUCAAAGACCUGAACUGAUUAGAAAUUAUUCAAGAGUUGCUGUAAUGCCUAGUGUAGCUGAACAAGAAUCUAAUAAAUGAACUUUUAUUAUUAUUAUUAUUAUUAUUAUUAUUGUCAUUGUUGUUGUUUUUUGUUGUUAAUAAUUUAUGCAUGAGUGAAAAA